Messenger RNA from Schistocerca americana (American grasshopper), 1016 nucleotides. RefSeq lists its product as uncharacterized. NCBI's taxonomy places the organism in Eukaryota, Metazoa, Arthropoda, Insecta, Orthoptera, Acrididae. The transcript is spliced from 3 exons. The record is from RefSeq and is a predicted model, not a curated record. Bases 73 to 720 code for a protein of 215 amino acids.
CCGCAUAAAAGGCGCCCACCUCCGCUGUCCGGCACCACAGUCCACCAGUCACCCGACGCACCAAGCACAGCAAUGCAGGCCACGCUGGUUUUCGUCGCGGCGUCGCUUGUGGCGGUGGCCACAGGCGAGGCGCCCUCCACCAGCUACGGCGCGCCCUUCCGCCAGGCACAGCGUCUCCAGACUCAGCCGCAGCAGCAGCAGCCACAGGCAUUCGCCCAGUCGCAGGCUCAGCCAUCAUUCGCUGCUCCUCAGUCUUUCUCCGGAUUCUCUGCGGCCAGCUUCCGCCCACAGUUCUUCAUUCCCUCACAGGACGCCUCUCGACUGUCGGGCCUCUACCGCCUGCCCAGCUUCGCAAACUCUGCCCCCACCACCACAGAAGCUGCCACCACCACUACAGAGGCUCCUACGACUACCGUGGCCGGCCCUUACAACUAUGACUUCCCCAGCGGCCGCACUGCGGCGCUACGCGAGGCGGAGGAGAGCGGCGUGUACUACGUGCUGCAGCCAGACGGCCGCCUGCAGCGCAUCGCCUACGCCCACGGUCCCGCCCCCAUCUCCGCCGACCCCGAGCAGCAGCGGGCCUAUCCUGGAGAGCUGUCUGCCCUGCAGCAGCCAGCAGUAGCACCCGGCUAUCUGGCGCGCUUCCAGUACCAGGACCUGCAUCCUGCCGGUGCUCCCAUCUACUCUUACAAGCAACCUGAGCUUGUGCGCAUCAACUAGGCUAUCAGACAUGCUCGUUUCAGUUCCACGAUUACCUACCCCAAUGUUCAGUACAAUCGCGUAGCUUACUAAACGCUAGCUGAGUGUGUUAUCAAGUUGCAGUAUACGAAUAUUGUGUGUAUCCCGGCAUUCUGGGAAAUAAGUCAUACUGCCUCCUCUCAGACUCAGCUCUCAGAAGGGCUUUAUUAAAUCUGCUUAAAGGAUAGCACACCGUAUUAUCAUCAUCUUCUCGAUGAAAAUUUCUGAUGUACACUAUACAGCAGGAAGAUGUUGUUACAACGAUGAAGUUCUUAAAA